AUGUCAGCGCGCGGAGGUGAGCGCGGCCGCGCGAAGCCUACCCGCUCGAGGACCUUCACCCGCGGCGGAGCGCACAACGCCAACCGCAACGGCUCCGCCACUGCCAGCGAUAGCGACGGGAGCAACGGCCAUAGCUUCCGCGGCGGUCGCGGUCGCGGUGCUGCGAGGGGCACAUCGACCAGAGGCGCACCCACCGGCCCCCGUCAGAAGCAAACAUUUGGAGGCCCGCAGGCGCGUCGCCCGAGCAAUUCGACCUCACAGGCCAACGGCUUUCAGCCGGCUUCGACCGCAGGACUUCCAUGGCCUCAGCGCUACGAAACACUCAAGUCGAACCGCGCUCUCGAACGGAAGCACGCGAUCGCGAAUGGAUUGAUCCAGGACCCUGAUAAGCCGCGCCGCUUGGAAGAUGCCAUCACCAUCGUUGGGACCUGCCCGGACAUGUGCGCGGAGUAUGAGAGGGUGGAACGCGUGGUUCAAAAGGAUGUGUGGGAGAUGGAAUUGGAACCCGGCACAAAAGAGCCUUCGGAAGCCCGCAUGAUCAAGAAGUUUCGACGCGCCGCUGCUGGCCUGGAAGAGCAGCUUCCCUCCGACCUAAGGCCUCCGACCACACUCUCGAAAACGUGCGAUUACCUUUUCAACGUCAUUCUCUCUGAGCACGAUCUCGGGAAGGCGCACAAGUUCCUCUGGGACCGGACUCGCGCCGUGCGGAACGACUUUACUAUUCAACAAUGCACGAAGACCCCCGAUAUCAGGAUACAGAUCGAUUGCUUCGAGCGCAUUGCCCGCUUCCACAUUCUCUCCCUACAUCAGAUGGCUCUGCCAAAGGAAGAGGUACCUUCGUCAUACGAUAGGCACCAGGACCGCGAGCAGCUCGACAAGACGCUUCUUACCCUCAUAACCCUUUAUGACGAGAACCGGGCGCGAUACCGUUCCCCCAACGAGCCCGAGUUCCGCGCCUACAGCAUCCUGUUCCAAAUGGAAGCCAUAGUCCCGGAUAUUGAGGAUAGACUGCAAUCAUGGCCGGCGGACAUAAUCAAGAACCCCCGCGUACAGACAGCACUGAGGAUUUACACCUCAGCAACGGACACUUCCCAGGACCUGGGUCCCCUAAACCCCAGGAUCAGCCACCCCAUCGGCCAGUCAAAUGCGGGAAGGUUCUUUAACAUUAUCAAGUCAAGUCAGGUUUCCUAUCUCAUGGCCUGCGUGGCUGAAUUGGUCUUCAACAUGGUUAGAAGGUCCAUGCUCAACAAAAUCUGGACAGCCUACCGGAUGGGGGGUGAGAGAAAAGUCGAAGACUGGAAUCUGGAGGAGAUCGCGAGAGUCAUGCACUUGGAUGACUAUGAAGAAGCGCGAGAGUUUUGCGAGGCAUACGAUUUCUCCAUCAAGGAGAAGGAAGAUGGAACCGAGUUUAUCGACCUUACCUCUGUUCCCGGCAAGGUUUUCCCGUCGGCCAGCCCGAAUUUGAGGAAGCAGUUUCGUUCUGAGAUGGUGGUGGAAGCCAAACGAUUUAACAGGACGUAUUCUGCCAUCGUCAGUGGCAUGACGGUCAAGCAAGCAAAGGAGCGUGGAAUGAUUGAAGAGAUUGAUGUCAAUGCGGCUCAACCCUCGCUCUUUGUCAAUCAGGAUUCCGAAUCCGACACGGACACAAUGACUACUUCUGGCUCAUCCUUCAAUAAACCCACAAAUCCAUUUGCCGCAGCAGCUGCCGCAGCGCCCAAAAAUACUCUCACCCAAGCUGCACCUGGCUUCGGCGCACCGGCUGCUCCAUCAGCAUUUGGAAAGCCUGCCACUCCAGCUCCAGCUACAUCCUUUGGGGGGUUUGGCACUCCUUCCAGCCAAGGUUCGAUGCAGUCCACACCAAGCUCUCUUGUUUCCAAUCCAUUCUCACCGUUUUCAGCAGCUUCUACUCCGACAACCGCUGUGCCCAGCCUCAGUGAAACUUCCUCGCCUUUCCAGUCAGGCGUGUUAUCCGCGGCACCAUCUCCUUUCGCGAAGCCUGCAUCUGCGGCUGCGGCAUCAAACACUUUUGCUGCUCAAUCAUCCCCGUUCCAGCUUGGUGCUCAGCCGACACCCUUUUCGGCUUUCGGUCAGCCAGCACAAGCUCAGAAAUCGACGACGCCGACCAGCUCGUUCGAGCACCCUAGCGAUACGCCGCCAGGCUCGCCACCAAAACGCCCGGCGUUCUCAGGUCAGACAUCCUCAGGCCAGACGUCAUUGGCUCUCACUACGACACCCCCUCUCUUCCCAACAGCGACGGCUCCCUCGGGGCUGGGCAAGCAGCCGCUGUCUACUCAGAGCAGCACCUUCGGUUUUCCACCCGUAGACUCAAAUUCGGAGGCUACUAAGGAAAACCAACCGCCUAGCAGCAUUUUUGGCUUCCCGCCCGUUGCUACGAAGAGCUCUGUCCCGGGGAAUACGGCUACUGCUACACCGGCAGGCAGCCCCUUCCCUUCUUUUACUCCUGCCACGGCAAAGUCUGACGAGAACAAGAACUCAUUUGGUUCCACUCCGUCUCGAGUUUCAGACACAUCGCCCGCUAAUUUCUUCAUCAAGCCUGGUCAGAAUCAAGCGCCUUCUGCGCUGGCUCAAGAUCAGGCGCCAAGCUCCGCGCUUGCACCUUCCUUUCCUCCCACAAACCCCUCUGCCUCAUUGAACUUCGAUCCUCAGACUCCAAGACCUUCACUUGGAGCUUUCAACCCCUCCAAAUUUUCUACGCCAACCUCUACCGUCGAGCCUAUCUCAAAACCAUCAGCGCCGUUCUCGCUUGGGAACACCACAAGUACUACCCCCGCUCAACCUCCCCAGCCCUCAGAGUUCAACCCAGCUCCUACUUUUACCCCUGCGACGCCAAGCUUCACGCCACCAACAAGCUUCACGCCACCAACAAGCUUCGCUCCUGCGCCGCCUAUAACACAAGCUUCGAAGGCGCCUCCCGCUCAACCUCAGCCAGAUCCUUUGGCCCUUGCUAGAGAUAAGGCCCGUAAGGAGAGACAGGCAGGUCUAGCCAUUGACAGGAUCACCGAGAAUCUUGUCAUGCAGCCUAAAGUCGGCCUACUCAGUCAGUUCGUUGAGCACAUGGCACACAAUGUGAUCAUAGAUGCCAUGAAAGAAUUCGAAGAAGAGAAGAACCGGAAGGUUGCUGAUGAAUUCCGCGCGAGAAGUCUUGCAUUCAAGUAUGGCCAGAAGUGGAGAAGCAUUUGGUGGUCAGAAAAGCUCAGGCGCCGCGGACGUGAGCGAAGGAAAGCUCGUCGCGACGCGCUGAACGCUGCUGCCUCUCGACGGGGUCCCGCAGGGAUCGAGAACGAUGUUCAAGACUUCAAGAGUACGAUGGGCGCAAGCAUGAGGAGGUUGGCUGCUAGCAACGGCUCGCGCGGUAAUGGACACUUCCGUGGCUCCUUCAGCUCCAGCAUUGGAGUGCACGACAUUCUCGACCGGGAUAUGCGGCGCCCUACUAGCUCGCAGAAUCAGUCGUACAUGAUGUCUGGAGCUUUGCCAAGCAAUGGCAGUCGUCGCAGCAGCAUGCUGUCUGAUGCUCUUGGACCCAACAGAGACGAGUUUCGCGUCUCGAAGUCUAAGAAAGCUCCUCUACAGCCGCCUCAACUUCUCCGGCACCGCGCGCGAUUUCUGUCUGGGGAUCCUCUUAUUCCAAAAGAAAGCAGCUACACCGGUCGCAUCAGCACCACUCAGACAGACUACUUCAGGCUCAGAGCACUCGGUAUCAGCUACGAGGACGUGCAUGGUGAUAGGCGGGGCCGGAAGCGGUACCGGGAGUUCGAUGACGACGAGGAAGCCAUCCUCUCUGAUGGCGAUAGCGAAUCAGUGACUCCUCCCGAAAGGAAGAGGAGAGUUGGGAUGGGGACCCGAGACUAUCGACUCAGUCAAAGCCGCACCUCGGUAGGCGAAAACCGGGAGACAGAAACAGUCACCAGUGCACCGAGCACCAUCAACAAUGAGGGCCACGAUGAGGAUCUUCGGGAUCCUACCAUUGCUAAGGCACGCGCACUUCAGAAAUCCAUGUCUGAGUCUAUCGACUACUAUCGAAACAUUCGAGAGCAGAUCGAGAGGGAAAGGUCAGAGUCAGUUCAAAACUCAACCGUGGAUCCUCUUGCUCGAUCGUACAGCAACUUCCGCGCAUCCGCAUUUCCUGGAGCGCGGCCAGCAUCUACUGAACUUCCCAAGUACUGGAGCCGGGAGAGCAAGUUCCUGCCUCGCUCGGAAUACGGUGGAGCUCGUUGGCUGGCGAGCACAGAUAAGGGCAAGGGAAAGGCUUUCGAAGCCCCUACUGACGGAAAGUUAUCCAACUUCCGUCAUCAGGUACCUGCUUCUCAACCGGUCAAUAGCGCUACGCCUUCUUUGCAGUCGUUCACCUCGGUUGUUCCGGACAGCAACCCAUUCAUUUCCACGCAAUCUUCCAAGAACCCUACAACGAACGGAACAGGAACGCAAGACAACGAGAUUACAAUACUCUCAUCUGACGACGAAGCUGACGUAAAGGAAAGUCAGGCCCCUGUCAAGAUGGAAACAGCCUCGGCCAACGUAGACGACGAUGACCAUGUGAUGGAAGUUGACCACGCCGGGGAAUCUCUGUCUGUCGUCGAAGAUCUUGAAAGUCAGUAUUGCCAGCAUGGAGAGUUUGACAGCCAUUUCGAGGACCCGUAUCAGUAUGCUCAGCCUCUCGAAACCACUGAGAUGGAUGAAGAUGAGAUUGACCCGGCGCUUCUGGAUGAGGAAGAAGACGGAGAGGAACGGAAUGGCGAGGAAGCGGAGGAGGGUAACGAUGAUGAUGAGGACGACGAUGAGGCGGAUGAGGCGGAUGAGGAGGAAGAAGACGAAGAAGGAAUGACUGACGAGGAUGAAGAUCUCUAUGAUGAGGAAGAGACAGGGAGCGAGGAGGACAGCGAGGAACGUGGUGUCACACCAAGUGGCAAGUACCAGGACAAGGGCAACAGUUUUGAAGACGCGAUCGAGCUGUGA
Molecule: messenger RNA, 4974 nt
Organism: Diplodia corticola
Lineage: Eukaryota; Fungi; Ascomycota; Dothideomycetes; Botryosphaeriales; Botryosphaeriaceae
Product: leucine permease transcriptional regulator
Exons: 3
Coding region: 1-4974 (1657 amino acids)
Biological process (GO): mRNA export from nucleus
Cellular component (GO): nucleus; cytoplasm; transcription export complex 2
Source: RefSeq, a predicted model, not a curated record